Molecule: messenger RNA, 1510 nt
Organism: Neohortaea acidophila
Lineage: Eukaryota; Fungi; Ascomycota; Dothideomycetes; Mycosphaerellales; Teratosphaeriaceae
Product: P-loop containing nucleoside triphosphate hydrolase protein
Exons: 3
Coding region: 254-1438 (394 amino acids)
Cellular component (GO): cytoplasm
Molecular function (GO): ATP binding; ATP hydrolysis activity; GTP binding
Source: RefSeq, a predicted model, not a curated record
CAUUUCACCGCUCCCAUCCCGACACCACCAUUUCUCCUUUGCAGGAAGACGAUCAGCCAUACUCGUCUGAUUGCAAUCCGUCAAGCUGUCGUUCACUCGACCAGCAGCUCGCCGCUUCAAUUCACUCGCACCCAUUCUCCACAAAGCAGCAGGUUCUGCGUUUCAUCUGCAACUUGUCCCUAACGCACGACCCGUGACGUGUGCUUGCUUUGGCACUGCAACUCGAAGCUACGGAACCAAAGGCCCAAAAAGGAUGCCUCCCAAGAAGGAAGUGAAGCAGGAGAAGAUUCCCCUGGGCCGCCCGGGCAACAACUUGAAGAGUGGGAUUGUCGGUCUUGCCAAUGUCGGAAAGUCCACCUUCUUCCAAGCCUUGACCAAGUGCUCGCUGGGCAACCCGGCAAAUUUCCCAUAUGCCACCAUUGACCCGGAAGAGGCUCGAGUCAUUGUGCCCGAUGAUCGAUUCGACUGGCUCGUUCAGCAAUACAAGCCGAAAUCAGAAGUUCCGGCCAAUCUCACCGUCUAUGAUAUCGCUGGUCUAACCCGGGGCGCGUCGACCGGAGCUGGUCUCGGCAAUGCCUUCUUGUCCCACAUUCGAGCGGUCGAUGCUGUGUUCCAAGUCGUGCGGUGCUUCGACGAUGCCGAGAUUAUCCAUGUAGAAGGCGAUGUGGAUCCCGUGCGGGAUCUCGACAUCAUCAGCGAAGAGUUGCGCAUCAAGGAUAUUGAAUUCGUGGAGAAGGCCCACGAGAACCUGCUCAAGCAGACGAGAAGAGGAGGGCAGUCGCUGGAGAUGAAGAAGCUCAAGGAGGAGCAAGCGACUGUGGAGAAGAUCUUGGAAAUGCUGAAGGAUGGCAAGGAUGUGCGGAAAGGCGACUGGGUGCCGAAAGAGGUCGAAGUCAUCAACCCACUUCUCCUCCUUACCGCCAAGCCGGUGGUAUUUCUCGUGAAUCUGAGCGAGAAGGACUACAUUCGGCAAAAGAACAAGCACCUUCCCAAAAUCGCCGAGUGGGUGAAGGAGCACGCGACCGGCGAUCCUAUCAUCCCGAUCUCUGUUUCAUUCGAAGACCGCCUUACACGUUUCGACAGUGAGGCAGAAGCAGAGGAGGAAUGCAAGAAACUCGGCACCAAAUCUGCCCUGCCCAAGAUUGUCACUACGAUGCGCAAGGCGCUCCAGCUCGGCUCCUUCUUCACCACCGGCACCGACGAGGUCAGACAGUGGACGAUACGGACUGGAACCAAGGCGCCUCAGGCGGCCGGUGUGAUUCAUGGAGACUUUGAGAAGACGUUCAUCCAAGCCAUUGUCUACAAUUACAGUGUAUUGAAGGAGGAGGGCGAUGAAGCAACGGUCAAGGCCAAGGGCAAAGUGCUGACAAAGGGGAAGGAAUAUGUGGUGGAGGAUGGCGAUAUUCUGUUGAUCAAAGCCGGAGCGGCAAAAGCAUGAAUGCAAUGAGCAAGUCGUUCAUUAGCGAGACGUAUUUCAGGUUGACAUGAAGAACACCCUUUUGUGCUGCCG